AUGAGUGGUGACACUACCAAUAGCCAAAAACCCAGGAUUACUUUAACACAAUUUAAGAACUAUGAGACAAAUGUAAUUAGGAAAAAGAAGUUGGUCAAAAAACAACUUUACAAAGACAUCCGCGAUCGUUGCAGGUCAGAGUUGGAUGAAUAUGUAAUAUGUUCCAGCGCUACAAUGUUUCCAAACUUCAAAUGCAUUGAACAAUAUAGGAUUCUAGAAAAAUGUAUUAAAAUGUACCAUAACCAGAUAAUGAGCCCAGAAACUGAAAAUAAGAUGCUUAACGAUAAAAUAAUUAAGGGUGAUAUAAAGAUACCCAAGUGUAAGUGGUACUAG
Molecule: messenger RNA, 333 nt
Organism: Babesia microti strain RI
Lineage: Eukaryota; Apicomplexa; Aconoidasida; Piroplasmida; Babesiidae
Product: conserved Plasmodium protein, unknown function
Exons: 4
Coding region: 1-333 (110 amino acids)
Source: RefSeq, a predicted model, not a curated record